GUGAUCGGCCCGAUAGGGUGGGGGAGGGAUAAAAAGAAAGAGAGAGAUAUAACUACAUGUAUAUUUAUUUAUAUAUAUAUAUAUGAGAAUAAAGAAAAGGCCGUAACUGCAACGGCAGAUCAAGUGACUCGCGAGUGGAGAAAAAGACGAGGAGGAGGAGGAGAGAUAUAAAGAAUAAACCGAUAAGAGAAACUGCAGCUGCCGAUGUUGCUCCACUUGUUGCUUCGGUUGGGUGUUUAUUGUAGUAUUCGUUGUUAUUUCGCUGUGCCUCGGGAAGCUGCAACGUAGUGGAAGAAGCAGAGAAGGAGGAAGAGAAGAAGAAAAGUGCAAUAUAUACCUCCGUAUAGACGACCAACACACGGGGCUCUGAAUGGAGCAACUUCCCUGAAUCAACAGGUGUUUCCCGGAUGGCGGGGAGGUCGGUCGCAAGAUGACGACGGAACUGCAGCCGUCGCCGCCAGGUUAUCGCACAGCCCCGGGGCAGGAUGACUGCCCGGCAAAGCUGUACCACCACCGCGGCCAUCACCUCAAUUACAUCAGCAGCAGCAGCAGUAGCAGCAGUAGCACCAGCAGCAACGGCAGCAACAGCAGGGCAUCGCCCGAGCGACCCGACAAGACGCAGAUUGUCGCUGCCCCGGAUACCAUUAUUACCCCGACGAGCGUCGUCAUCGACGCCUACGGCGAACAGGGAUACUGCAAGAAGAAAGCUUCGGGGUACAAGCAUGACAGUGGGUACAGCGAGAGCCUGGGUUUCGAGAGCUUCAGUCUGGCGCUCAGCGAGAGGGACGCGGCCUCGCCGCCGCCCACGCCACCGGUGCGGGACGCCUCGAGCCUCAAGGCUGUCUGUUACGGACCCGGACACGAGAAGUACCCAUCCUGGCCCACGGCUCCCGAGUGCCGUUACGCGAAUGGUGGUAACGAGGACGACGAGGGCUCGGCGGUAGCCCAGGCGGGCGGCUCCCACCGCUCCAAGUCCUGGACCGACCACACGAACUACCCCAAGGAGAAGCCCGCCCAGUACACGAGACCCCACAACAAGAGGCCCAACGCCACCUUCACGCAACAGCUGAAAACGGUCAUGGAGCGGUGCGAGAAGAUACCGGCCGAGGCGUUCGAGUCGCGGGGCCGUAGCAGCAGCAUCAGCGAGAAGGAGCAGCAGCCAACGCGGCUGUGGCCAAGCGUGGACCGCGAGGGCAAGGCGCUGGGUGACGCCGAGUACGUCGUGCCGUCGCCGCCCGAGCGGGAAUCCCUGCAGGCCAAGACCCUCAGUCCCGCGGAUCUCGAGGCUUACGUAAGGAGUUACCAGGAUCCGCAAGUCUCCCAUCAGGUCGAACUGUAUGACGAGAACGAUCUGACGCAAACUGGACUGGAGGAGUACACGACGGUCCAACACUCCCAGCAGGCGAGUUACGCCCAGUCGGAGGGUUACCACAGCUACGUUUCUAGCGUGGAUUCGACGACCACCACCCCAUUUUUGGACAGAUUGCGAAGGGACAGCGAGGCCGUGGCCCAGAGGCCGUUGACCUCGUGGGAGGAUGGCUCCUCGCGGGAGGGCCGCGACAGCGUAGUGACGACCUCGAGUGGGAGCGCCUCGAGCAGCGAGACCCUCAAGUGGCAUGGCUCCAUGUCCGACGUGAGCGUGUCGAGCGGCAUGCCAGCCUCGAGGUCGUCGGGCAUGACUCAGGAUCGCUGGCAUCACGGCUCGAUGUCCGACAUAAGCAGCAUCAACGGGGGCGCGUGUCCCCAGAUCAUGGCCAACAACGGCAGUGGCAUCAAGUCCGGCGUCGACGAGAACGACAAGUGGCACGCGGCGGACUCCAUGAUCGACAAUCACCACCAUCACAGCCACACCAAGAGCAACAACAGACUGAGCAGGGACAGCUGGCAGGUUUCGAUGAACGACCGGAACAAGGAGCUGGCCAACGUCGCCGCCGACGACGAGAAAUCGGCGCCCUGGGACCAGCAGCAACAGGGCAACCACUCGUUGUCCAAGAGCUACCACUCGGUGGCCGACAGGUCGAGCCUCAUCGUCGAUCAGACGGUGCAGGCCAACGACUGGGAGAACUCGAUCCACAGCUCCAUGUCCGACGUCAGCCAGACGACCAACGGCAGUUCACCCGGGGCACCGACCAGCAAGCAACUGAUAGCCCACAGUGCCAGGGUUCAGACACCGCAGAGGCACCACUCGGAGAGCGUCCUGUAUCUGGACAGGGAGCGCAGCCAGAGAAAGCUCUAUCCCGUGAGCACUACCAAGCUGGAUGAGAACAGCCAUUCCGUCCCGAGAUCACCGGUAUCGGGGACGGUCCAGCCGACGGUGGCCGAGCGCAUAAGCGAGCUGGAGAAGCAGCAACAGCAGUACCAGAUGCGCUACACGUACCUCGACCCGGAGAAGCGCCACCGGGUCUCCGACCCCACGCUCAAGGCCAUCCAAAAGAAGGCCCUGCUCUCGUUCUACGAGCGCCACCACCAGGCCUCCUGGCGUUCGGAGCCCCACCUGAUCCAGCAGCAGGGCCAGCGCCACAGCCCUCCACCCCAGCCACCACCCAGACCCAGGCCCGCGUCUUCGAGGAGAGCCUCGAGCGCCUCGGACUACGCGAGCGGGGUCUGGCGCGAGAAGAACACCGGGACGACCAAGUCACCACCAACCGGCAGCCCAACCAGCCCCUCCGGACCCACCUCGGACGCAUCCCUCAUGCCCAGACAUCAGCACAGCAAUAGCUGCGGCAGCCUCUCGACGGACCUACUGGGCCCCGUGAUCAUCGGCCCGGCCAUAUCGAUCGACGACUGGGUGCCCGAGCGACCGCCCAAAAAGCCCCAUCUGAGGCACGCCUACAGCGACAGACUACCGAGUCCGGAUCUACCGCCACCGUCCCCACCCAACGUCACGGACGUCGAGGUGCAAUGCUUUGACGACCCGCUGCCACCACCCCCGCCGGAGCUGUCCCAAGUCUGUUCCACGGAAUCGAGGCUCCCGUCGCCCGAGAACCCGCACCACGAUGAACCGAUCAAGGAGAGAAACUCCAGCUCGAGGCGGUCCUCGCGCAAGAAGGUGCCGGUGGAGGCGCCCCCGCUGAGUAGUCCGACCAAAGCCACCGUCGAGCCGAUGGAGAACGGCUUCGGGUCGAGCAACCGGUCCAGCGGGCGCUACUCCUCGGCCCGGAAGAUCCUCAUGAACGAGAAGAUAGCCGCGAUGCGGAGAUCCUCGGACGAGCGGCUGCCCGACCUCGUGGCCCAAAAGUACAACGACUCCGGGAACCAGAGGCCGGCGCCCCAGGUGCCCGUCACCUCCAACGGCAGCUCCCCUCGCGACAUCGUACAGGCAGAACCAAAGAUCAAGAGGCAGGACUCGUUCGGGCCGGAGGGGGCCAAGUCCAAGCAGCCGGCUUGGACGCUGGAUUGUUCGAGCCGGCAGAAGCCCCGGCCGCAAGUUCCCAACGGGCUCGCGUCGGCUCAGCUCGGGACCAAGAGCUCCGCGAGGGGCGGCCUCUUUGCCAGCAAGUAUCACCAGCAGCGCAACUACUUGGCUCUGCCGCCCAAGUACGCGGAGGCGCCGGUCCUCGAGGACUCCCCGCCACCGCUCGCCCCGAGGAAAAAGCUGUCCCCGCCGCCCAGGCCUGCCCCGCUCCACUCGGCCGCUGUUGUCCAUCAGGGGAGCCAGUCCAAGGCCUCCUAUUUGGCUUAUCGGCGCGAGCGCGGGGCCCCGGACUGCGAGGGCAGCUACAAGCGCACCAUGUCGCCGAACGCCCGCCUCGACGAGCCUGUGCUCCUCACUGUCACACCGUUGCACAACAACAACAACAAGAACAACAACAACAACAGCCACAACAACAACAACAACAGCAAGAGUCAGUACCAGCUGAGGCAUCACAAGCCGCACUCCAACAGGCACGAGCUGUCCAAGUCCCAGAGCUCGGACGGGCUGGAGCAGUACCACCAGAACCACCGGCUGGACGACCACCUGUCGCGCAAGUCGUUGCACAACGUGAGCACGACCGAGGCCCCGGCGCCGAGUCACCUGGACAACAAUAGCAAAGGAAACUCGCUGCCGAAUGAUGCCGGCUCGCGGAGGCAGGAGCGCCGGGAGAGGCUGUCGCCCCAGAGCGUCGAGGUGCUCAACGACAGGAACAGACAGCUCGAGCGGGAGAGGAGGAAGCUGGCGGCCAGCUGCGAGCCCCAGAGCCGGCUCGUCGAGGACUUUUACCGGGAGACCGGGGUCACGACGAUCGAAAUGACCUCGCGCAACGUCGAGAUCCUCAACCGGAGAAACGUCGCGGAGAAGCAGCGGGUCGCCGCUCUCGAGCCGAGGAGUACGAUCGGCAGUUCGCACAAGUCCCGGGAAUCGCCGACGACCCCGAGCUCGAUGGCAACGACGACGACGAUCGGCACGACGAUGGCAGUGACGGCCAUCACGUCCGAGCGCAAGAUCUCGAGCCCGACGCAGACCGAUCGCAGCGGCUCGAGUUGGGACCGUAAAAGUGGCUCCAUCAGCAGUGCCGCGAGCAGCAGCUCGUCGAGUCCGGCCUCGUCGGUGCGAAUGUCGCCGAGCGAGUCGAGGAUCGAGAAGCUAUCGACGAGCUCUGGCUCGCCCUGCGACUCGCCCUCGCCGCUCCCGGAGGGCCUGACCCUCGUCCAGAGGACCGAGGUCGUGCUCAGGGUCAACGCCCCGACGAACGACGUGGCCUCGCAGACCGAGACGCCCGAGGAGCUCGGCAAGCAGGAGAGGAUCAGGCACGAGGAGGAGAGCCUCGCCAAACCGAGGAAGAAGCUCCGCGAGGAGAUCGAGUGCGAGGAGCUCAGCAGGGACCUGGCCAACCGGCUCGGCCCCGACGACAAGCUCUUACCGAUUUUGGUUCCAGCGCCGGAGCACAAAAAGUCCACGGACUACGUGGUCGACCUGUUCAGGGUGGAGGCUGCCGUCAUCCAGCCACGACCCCGUCCAAGGAUCGCGGCGGAGGAGCCAGUGGUGUCCGACAGCGAGUCCGAAAAAGACGGGAGGAUCGACUCGAUACCAUCAACGCCAGUGACGCCAUCGGCCACCACAACAACGGCCGACUCCUCAAGCAGUCCGCUCUCGCCCAACUCGGUGUACUUCACGACUUCCGAGAGCAAGGCCCGCUUCCUAACGAGGUACUCGCAGGACGCGGUCGUCGUUGGCGAGCAAGUCACGGCUCAGCCGGCAGCCCCUCCCGCUGCUACUUUGGCACCGGACAAUCUCGACCUUCGCCAGAAGAAGGAGGAGUUGAUGAUCAGAUUGGACAAGAAACUGGUCGUACUGAGGGCCGAGCAGGAGGCCGUCCGCGAGGAGGGCGAGGUGAACGAGGGGCUGGGCGCGCGAGUAGGCACACGGGUUACCACCGUCGCGAGACCGGCCGAGGCUUCCAAGUACAAGCUGCACGUCGAGGAGGUCGGCAAGAUCACCAGUCUACUGCUCGGGCUCAGUGGUCGACUCGCCCGCGCCGAGAACGCCCUGUACGGCAUGCCCGCCGAUCACGCCGAAAGGAAAGUGCUCGAGGCCAAGCGAGACAAGCUGAUCGACCAGUUGGAGGAGGCGAAGAUCCUGAAGAGCAACAUUGACCGUCGCAGCAUCAACGUGUCCAACAUACUGGCCAAGUACCUGAACGACGAGGAGUUCGCCGAUUACCAGCACUUCAUCAAUAUGAAGGCCAAGCUGAUUGUGGAGAGCCGCGAGAUCCAGGACAAGGUGAAACUCGGCGAGGAACAGCUGGCCGCGCUCAAGGAAGCCAUCGACCUCUAGUUACCUAAGCUCCGAAGCAAAUGGUGUGCUCUCCCGCCCCUCAAAGUCCCGAGGCGCGCGUAUUCGGCUGCACGAGGAUGUCACGGUGGACGAGCGAUUUAAGUGUCGUAUGCUGUCUGUCGUAAUCGAAGGAACAAGCGCAAACAGUAAAACCUGUAUAGAAAAGAUGAACAACGAGGAAAUCGCGUCCCCUGCCGUUUACGCAAGGUCGCGCGGGAGAGAGCCUAGUCCUUGCGCGUCGUUCGAGAGAUGUGGCGUUGAGGAAGGUAAUAAAAAAAAAAGCGAGAGAAAAGAUCGACGUGGAGUUGUGUUGGAAAAAAUCGAAGAAAAAAAGAAAAAACAAACAUCCAAGAAGAUACAAGAGGAACGUCGUUUUGUGUAUUUGGUUAAUUUUACGCCUACGCUUGCGAAUGCUUGUCCAUGGCUUAAUACGCGUUUGUAAUUUAUUCAAGUACGCGCAAUUUGUUUCGCUUUGGAGACAAAAAACUUGAAAAAUUAUCAGCCGUGGUUCCUCGCGUCCUUGGUUAUGUAACAAUUAAUCUGCAGACAAACCGAGAGUUGUAUUUCAAUAAUGUGUUGUA
Copidosoma floridanum is the source of this 6336-nucleotide messenger RNA. RefSeq names its product shroom (gene Shrm). Lineage: Eukaryota; Metazoa; Arthropoda; Insecta; Hymenoptera; Encyrtidae. The record is from RefSeq and is a predicted model, not a curated record. Gene Ontology annotation, biological process: actin filament organization; cell morphogenesis. Gene Ontology annotation, cellular component: adherens junction; cortical actin cytoskeleton; apical plasma membrane. Gene Ontology annotation, molecular function: actin filament binding.